AUGACAGUACCUACACAAACUGGAGUUGAGGAUGCUUACAUAUGGAGCCCUAUUCUGUCCGUUUUUAUCUUCAACAUUAUCCUUUACUUUGUUGGCUAGCUCUUAAAAGACAAUGGCAUAGUGGAUAUUACAUGGGGACUUACUUUUCUAAUUCCAAACGCUGUGAUCUGGAUUUAAAAUCAUAAUUUUAAUGAGAGAACAAUCCUUACUAAUUGCCUUCUCCUUGUAUGGGCUUUAAGAAUGGCUUUGAAUAAUGUAAUCAGGCAUUAGGGAGAGGAUUGGAGGUAUGUUUAAAUGAGGGAGGACUGGAUGAAGAAGGGCAAGUGCUUUUACUAUACUAUAUCCUACAUUGGAAUCUAUUUCAUCCAAUCUAUAUUCCAAGUAAUCAUGAACAGCAGUGCUCUCUUCAUAACAAUUUGGUCAACAGAUGAGUUCUAUCCUUUAGAUGCUGUCGGAGCAGGUCUUUGGCUUUGCGGAUUCUUAUUCGAGUUAGUAGCAGAUGUACAGUUGUAAGUAUUCAGAAAGAACCCAGCAAACAAAGGUAAACUUAUGACUUAGGGUUUGUGGAGGUACUCCAGACAUCCUAAUUACUUUGGAGAAUCAGUGUAAUGGUGGGGGAUAUUCCUUAUUGCCUGCUCAGUUGAUAAUGGUUGGAUUACAUUCUAUGCUGCUCUGAUUACCACUUUACUCUUGAGAUUCGUAUCUGGAGUGCCAAUUCUAGAGAAGAAAUACUCUCAGAGGGAAGAUUUCAAGAUAUAUAUGAAAGAAACUAACUGCUUUAUCCCCUGGUUCUAUAAAAAGAUCUAAGGGGAGCAUGAGGUGCAUUUAAAUGACAUGAAGGAUACUGAGAGACUUCAUUUCAAAGGAGAAACUAAAGUUAGUGAUGAAUAAAAAAGUAGUGUUGCAGUGAACGACUAGUGA
Molecule: messenger RNA, 921 nt
Organism: Stylonychia lemnae
Lineage: Eukaryota; Ciliophora; Spirotrichea; Sporadotrichida; Oxytrichidae
Source: the annotation of a GenBank genome assembly